This is a messenger RNA of Antechinus flavipes (yellow-footed antechinus), 3713 nucleotides long. It is a transcript of the gene SH2D5, whose product is annotated as SH2 domain containing 5. Gene Ontology annotation, cellular component: postsynaptic density. Bases 556 to 1824 code for a protein of 422 amino acids. NCBI's taxonomy places the organism in Eukaryota, Metazoa, Chordata, Mammalia, Dasyuromorphia, Dasyuridae. The record is from RefSeq and is a predicted model, not a curated record. The transcript is spliced from 10 exons.
GGGCUAGCCUGGGGAAGCCGGGCGGGGGAAGAUUCCCAAGGUAGCUUGGCCCGAGGCCCUCGCAAGCAGUGCUCGGGCGGCUUGGCGGAGAAGCAAGAUCUGGGGGAGCGCUCUUGUGGCUCCUUACCAUGUGGGGGCAGUACGGGGACUGGCCGGGGCUGGCAUUUUCCAGGGGCUGUGACUGCCCCGGGCCAGAUGGCAGGGGGUGGUGGAGAGGCUAAAGAAAACAGCUGUCGUGCUGAUCCGAUCAGCUCCGGGCUCUUCAAGGUGUUCUCGGGCUUCCCUGCCUAGCUCCUGGCUGGCUGCGCCAUGUGAAAGGAGGGACUGAGGAAGACGGGAGGCAAAGGCUAUUGGUGGGAAAGGAGCUGCCUGGGUUGCUGGGGGAACUGGCUGCCUCCGGAGAAGGCCAUUUGCGCUCAUUGGGACCGGUGAGGGCAAACGAAUCCUAACUCGGAUCUCUCUAGCGCUUUAAGGUUUGCUCCGAAGUCUCUCCUCCCGAGGAUCUGUAAGCUUCCUCUCCUCUGGAGCCUUCAGAGCUGGGAGUUCCAGGGGGCCAUGCAAAAGGCGGGGGCUGCUGGCCGGAGGGCCUCCGACACUGCCCUCAUUCCACACAGGUCAAGGGGCAUUACCAAGUUUGCCCAGUAUGUGGGCUCCUUUGUGGUCGACGACCUGGGACUUCAGGAGAAAGUGUGGAUGGUCCAGCAGCAGCUAUGGGCCUUGAAGGACUGCCCCAGGCGGAGAGCUGUGAUCCUAAAAUUCAGUCUUCAGGGCGUCAAGAUCUUCGGCGCGGAGGGGGAGACUCUCCUGAUGGCUCACGCCCUGAAGCGGAUCCUGUACUGCACCUGGUGCCCCGCCGAAUGCCAGUUUGCCUUCAUCUCCCGGAAUCCCCGGAGCCCGGCCAGCAAGCUCUUCUGUCACCUGUUUGUGGGCAGCCAGCCUGGGGAGGUCCAGAUCCUCCACCUUCUGCUUUGCCGUUCCUUUCAGCUGUCAUACCUCUUGCAGCACCCCGAGGAUCAGGCCCAGCCUGGGCCGGGGCUCCCUGCAGAGGAGCCCCCCAAGCCGCUGCCCAGCCCCGGGGGCCCUGCUGCGAUGGUCAGGGAGCCCUUUGGCCGAGAUCAAGUCUCUCAAAAUGUCCACGCCCUGGUUUCCUUCCGGAGGCUGCCAGCCCCAACUGAUGGCCCAGCGGGAAGCACGAAGGAAAUGUCGGAGGCAGAAGGUCGGGGGGCUAGCCGUCACCCCCGCCUCGGGAACCCUUACUGCUCCCCAACUCUGGUGCGAAAGAAGGCGAUUCGGAGCAAAGUGAUCCGCUCGGGAGCUUAUCGCUGCUGUACCUAUGAGACCCAGCUGCAGCAGUCUGCCAGGGAGGCCUUUCCGGCUGCCUGGGAGAGCUGGGCUCAGGGCACCAGUGGCCUGGUUUGCCUGGUGGAGAGUGAGGGGAGCCUGACGGAGAACAUCUGGGCCUUCGCCGGCCUCUCCAGGGCCCGGGCGCUCUCCCUGCUCCGAAAAGAUGUGCUAGGGGCCUUUCUGUUGUGGCCUGAGCCUGGAUCCAGUGGCCAGUGGUGCCUGUCCGUGAAGACCCAGUGUGGUGUGGUCCCCCAUCAGAUCCUCAGGACCCAUUUGGGCAAAUUCAGUGUGGAACAUCUGCCUGCGGAAUUCCCCAGCCUGGAGGCCUUGGUGGAGCAUCACUCUGGAGCCGAGCGCAGUCUUUUCUGUCCGCUGGACAUGGGACGCCUGAACCCCUGCUACGAGGCACAAGACUGUGGCCGGCCUACGUGGCCCCGGGGCCACCCUAAGCAUGAACCGCGGCAGCAAGAAUUGGGCUAAGGCCACCUUUGAAUUCCCUGAUGCCCUAGCACUGAGAGACACAGACAGAGACACAAAGGACAGAGAGACAGAGACAGAAAAAGAGAGAGACAGACAGGCAGAGACAGAGAGACAGACAGAGAUAGAGAGACAGAGACAGAGAGGGAGAUACAGACAGAGAGAGAGACAGAGAGACAGACAGACAGACAGGCAGAGACAGAGACAGAGACAGAGAGAGACAGAGACACACAGAGAGACAGACAGAGACAGACAGAGAGAGAAAAGCGUGUGUACUUCCUCUGGAUCUUCCCCACAGGAGCAAUGUCUUCCCUUGGUGCUAGGGCUCAAGAAGCAUAGCCCUGCUAAUCUCUUACUGCGGGUGUCUUGACUUCCCUCCACCCCCAAUACACACAGAGACACGUUCUCACCUGGAAAGAAGAAAAAUUCCAGCCUUUGUGUUCUGCACAAGGAAACAGCUGCUUCCCUUGGCUGGGAUGGCUGCCUGGAGUUAGACUCCCUCAUCAGACACGGUCCAGUCCUGGGGGAUGGCCUUUUUGUCCAGGCCCAGGACCCCCCAUCCCUUGAAUGGCCUUGCUCCAAGCUCUAUUCAAGCUUUUUUAUGAACACCUACUUUUAUUGAGAAGAUCUCUUGAUGGAUCUUGAUGGAGAGGAAUCCAAACAUAGUAACUGAAAGACACGUGGGUUUGAAGCUCUGCUCUGCCUCUUAGCUUUAUGACCUUCAGCAAAGUUUUCCUUACUCUGGACUGGUAUAAUGGAUAAGAGUUUAGGAAUACCUGAAUUUAAAUCCCAUUUCAGAUAUUAGCUCUGUGAUCCUGGAUAAGUCACUUCUAACUGCCUCAGGUUCCUCAUCCAUAAAUAUGAGGGGGUUGGACUCAAUGACCUAGCUUUAAGUUGAUGAUCUAUGAUAAAGAGAUUGGACCAGACAGUCCCUACUGCCCCAUGAUUCUGCCCUUUCUGCUAGUCCUGUAUCUGGGGCUGAAGGUUCAGCAAGGCAAGUCAAUGAUCAGGGAUUGUUAGGUCAUUGAUUGAAGCGAUUACAAAGGAUAAAAGCUGGAAGAGCCAAUUUGGUCUUCAGAUGCGACUUGAGAAACUUCAGAGUCCCCAGUUAAGGUAGGAGGGGCACAGGGAAGGCUUCUGCAGGAACACCGGGUGGGCAACCAUCCUCUCCCUUCAUAUCAGUGUAGGUACAAACAUCCCCAACUGACCAGAUCAUCUCCAGCGUAAGUCAAUGCAACCAUAGGUUUAAAACCCGAGAGAGUCUUCCAGACCAUCUAGUCCAAACCUCUCAUUUCAAGGACAGAGAAGCUAAGGAAGAAAGAGGGAAGCUGAUUUAUUCAAGGUCACAGAGUAGCUGAACCAAAACUGGCAUCAGGUCUGGGAAACUUGAAAGAGGUAGGGAGUGAAUUCAGCUCAUUGGCCUAGCUCCUGGAUCUCGAGGCUUUGAAGUUUACCGGGGGCUUUCUUUAAAAACAAUCCCCUCCACCCCAAGGAUAGGAUCUGAAGGAUCUUUUCCUCGGCUUUUAACAGAUAGGGAAACUGAGGCUUUGUGAAAUGACUUGUUCAGAAUUAGGCAGCUACCAAGUGUAAGAGUGGUAUUUGAAUGUAUUUGCUGAAUCCACAUAUCUCCAGAUUCUCAGUCCCAGCUUCCCUAUCUUUCUUCCCCCCUUCCCUCCUCCAAAUGUCUGUCUGUGCCUCCUCUUCCUUUCCCUGCUCCAGUUCCCUCUCUUUCUCUCUGGCUCUGAUUAUCCCAUUCUCCCAAUCAGCUUGAUAUAUCCACUCUCUCUAUGUAUGUAUAUUUAUCUACUUUGUAUAUGUACAAAAACUUAUGUAUAGUGGAUAUGGCUCUUGACUUAAGAAUCAGGAAGAACCAGGUUGAAAUCCUGCCUUAA